GUCCGAUCUUCCCUCCUUGGAACUGUUGGUCAUGAUAUACACACAAAUGAUAUGACUAAAUUAGGAAUAUCUAGAUAUGUAAAAUUAGGAACACUUUCAGUAGAUGGAAGAAUCGUAACAUCUUUCUCAAGAAAGUGCAGCAUUUGCUCCUCUGCUUAUCCUCGACUGAUCGAUAUGAAUUUCACAGUCUGGAUUCAAGUCGGGAAACUCGAGCUUCAACACUGCCAGAAAUUGGCGAUGAUGAUCCUUCCAUGA
Messenger RNA from Thlaspi arvense, 255 nucleotides. The record is from the annotation of a GenBank genome assembly. Lineage: Eukaryota; Viridiplantae; Streptophyta; Magnoliopsida; Brassicales; Brassicaceae.